Molecule: messenger RNA, 1196 nt
Organism: Brassica rapa (field mustard)
Lineage: Eukaryota; Viridiplantae; Streptophyta; Magnoliopsida; Brassicales; Brassicaceae
Product: agamous-like MADS-box protein AGL1
Biological process (GO): positive regulation of transcription by RNA polymerase II
Cellular component (GO): nucleus
Molecular function (GO): protein dimerization activity; DNA-binding transcription factor activity; RNA polymerase II transcription regulatory region sequence-specific DNA binding
Source: RefSeq, a predicted model, not a curated record
UACAAAAAGAAAGAGAGAUAUUUUUCAAGAACAUUAUUAUUACGAAAGCAGAAGCAAGACUUAAGUUACACUGAGAUCAAUAAUAAUUAUAAUAUAUAUUAUCGCUUCAAAACCAGUUUCUCAUUAGUAACUUCUCCGUGUGGGCUGAUCUCCAGAAGCAAUGGAUGAAGGUGGGAGUAGUCACGAUGCAGAAAGUAGCAAGAAGAUAGGUAGAGGGAAGAUAGAGAUAAAGAGGAUAGAGAACACAACAAAUCGUCAAGUAACCUUCUGCAAACGACGCAAUGGUCUUCUCAAGAAAGCUUAUGAGCUCUCUGUCUUGUGUGAUGCUGAAGUUGCCCUCGUUAUCUUCUCCACUCGUGGCCGUCUUUAUGAGUACGCCAGCAACAGUGUGAAGGGUACAAUUGAAAGGUACAAGAAAGCUUGUUCCGAUGCCGUUAACCCUCCUACUGUCACUGAAGCUAAUACCAAGUACUAUCAGCAAGAAGCCUCUAAGCUUCGGAGGCAGAUUCGGGACAUUCAGAAUUCGAACAGGCAUAUUGUUGGGGAAUCACUUGGUUCCUUGAACUUCAAGGAACUCAAAAACCUAGAAGGACGGCUUGAAAAAGGAAUCAGCCGCGUCCGAUCCAAGAAGAGUGAACUUUUAGUGGCAGAGAUAGAGUAUAUGCAGAAGAGGGAAAUGGAGUUGCAGCACGAUAACAUGUACCUAAGAGCUAAGAUAGAACAAGGCGCGAGAUUGAAUCCGGAACAGCAUGGAUCCGGUGUAAUACAAGGGACGGCGGUUUAUGAGUCCGGUCUGUCUUCUUCUCAUGAUCAGUCGCAGCAUUAUAUUCCGGUUAACCUUCUUGAACCGAAUCAACAAUUCUCCGGUCAAGACCAACCUCCUCUUCAACUUGUUUAAGCUUAAUCAUGACUAAAACUUCUUUCUCCCCCUCCCCCUCCAAACGUUUUUCAGAGAGAGAGACAGAGUAAAUUAUAUUUAUGCGACAUUCUUAUUCAUAGUUAAGGUUCCAAUAAUAAUAAAAACAAAACUCUUGUUCCUAUUACAAAAAUAAAACUUACAAACAUUUAUUAUGUCAUGAAUAUUAUGAUAUGUAGCUAUAAUUAAACAAUAAUACAUUAUUUUAGUAUACUACUUGGGAUAAUAAUGAAAAAACAAGCUACAUAUUCAUAAAAUCUAGAUUACUCUUCAGUAUAUA